AUGAUGUAAAUGAAUUAUGGAAGCUCAAGUCAUCACCUAAAGAAUAGAUUUAGAAAAACAGGGAACAUCUGUGUUUGAAAUAACGAUACAAUGGAUGGCGCACAAGAGGGAACGAAGUUUGCAAAAUGGGUAGUAGUGGUACAGGAGCUUACGAGAACCUUCUCCAAAUCGGCUUGCAAGAGUCGGUAGCACAGCAACUGGACCAGCUGAUAACGGACGGGUACUUCCCUCCUGAAGGAUACCCUCCUGAUGUCGCUGGAAACUUCCGAGGAAUCGACGAGCCGACGUUGAAUGAAAUUCUGAACAACUAUAAACAGAGUGAUUUUACGAACGUCUCGGACUUCGGAGAUCUUCUGCUUCAAGUGGCGAAAGGAGUGUUUGAGAAAGGCGGGUCAACGAACGGUGCUCAACCCAUGGUACAGCAACCUCCAGAGUAUAUGAAGCAAGAACAGAUGGAUAAUCAAAACUACCCCGGACCCGCGGCGCUAGAGCAUGGGUACCAAGGAAAACCUUCGGGAGGACCGAGAAGCUCUGGUCCUACCAGCGAACGAAUGCAGAAAAUACUUGACAGAACAGGUUACAAAUAUGAAGCCACGGCGGGCCAGAGAUCCUAUGGACCCGGACCUGGGUUCGAGGACUUCAAGCCACCCAAAAAUUGCCAGUGUUACUAUGGAAAGAUUCCGUACGAGCUGAAUGUUGAAGACCUGGUUGAGAUGUUCGAGAAGGCAGGCACCAUCUUCCACAUGCGACUGAUGAUGAAUCCAGAAACCGGAAAGAACCAGACGUAUGGAUUUGUGACGUUUACGGAGCCGCAAGCUGCGAAAGCAUGCGUGGAAAUGUACGACGGAUAUGAUGUCUUAAUACCACUGACGAACCGUAGACGCCAGAUGGUGGUGAAGAUUUCGGAACCCAACCGACGUCUCUUUGUCGGUCCAGUGCCGAAAUCGAAAACUAAGGAUGACAUAAUGGAGGCCUUCUCGCAAAUUGUUGCUGGCAUAGAAGAUGUGAUCAUCCACGAGCCGGCUGAGCCAGGAAAUGCAGCCAAGAACAAGGGCUUCUGCUUCCUUGACUUCGUUGAUCAUAAAUCUGCAUGCACUGCCAAAAAACACCUGGACCGCGGUGACAUUCCGAUCCAGUCUUGGCGUGGCUUCACUGGCUACGGCACUGAGUGGGCAGAUCCCCUGGACGAGCCAGACGAGGAGACCAUGUCCAAAGUCACAAAUCUCUACAUUACGAAGCUGUCGGAAAACGUCACCGAGGAACAGCUCAAUGAAGUGUUCAGUCAGUACGGCACACUUGACAAGAAAAUCAAAAAGAUCCAAAACUACGCCUUCGUUCACUUCGCAGACAGAGAUGCCUGCAUGCGAGCACUGGAAGAACAAAAUGGGAAGCAAGUGGGUGACUCAUUUAUGAAGAUAGCUCUGGCAAAGCCGGUGGAUCCCAACAAGAAGAACCAGAUGGGAGGACCCGGGGGCAGAGGGGACAGACGGGGCGGCAUGGGUCGGGGAGGGUUUGGCGGUCCAAGAGGGAGAGGAGGAGCACCACCCGGUGGAUUUGGAAGAGGAGGAUCAGGAUACGGAGGCGAGUAUGGCUACGCUGCAGAUAGCUACGGAUACGAUCAAUACGGCUACGGGCCACCCAGUUACGGAUACGGAUAUGAUCAGAGCAGAGGAUACGGAGGGGGCUAUGGGAGCGCCGACCCCUACUCAUACGGGUUCGGAGGGGGCUAUGGAGGAGCAGGCGCUUACGGUGCUCCCUCGGGUUACGGAGCUCCUCCCCCUAGUAGAGGAGGUGGCUAUGGAAGUCCCCGGGGAGGAGGUGGCGGUGGAUUCGGAGGCCGAGGAGGGUUCCAAGGUGACAAGCGGUCCUUCGGAGGCCGAGGAGGACCUCCCCCCAAAAGAGGUCGUGGGGGAUUUUAAAUCAGCAGCAGAGAUUUGGAAAACACUGAUGAGCAAUUUAAUUGAAGAUGCGAUCCCAUUUGCAAGUGAAUUCUUUGUUCGUGAAUACUUAUGUAUUAAUCUCUUCUACAUUGUUGUUACAUUGUCCCAUAUUUAAUUAUGUGUUUUAUUACUGUGGUAUGAAAGCAAUCCCCUCGCUCGACUUGGGAGAAAUAGAUAGAAUAUUGAUUGCAUCAAAUGGGCUACAAGCUAAACUCAACCUGUUUCGUAUACUAUUUACUAUAAAUUCUUAGUUCCGUUUUAUUCCUAUCAAGAAGUUGCAAUGUACCAAAUUUGCGUCACUUGUUGAUCAAUUCAAUUUGAACUGAACAAAA
Symsagittifera roscoffensis is the source of this 2272-nucleotide messenger RNA. RefSeq names its product heterogeneous nuclear ribonucleoprotein R-like. The transcript has 6 exons. Lineage: Eukaryota; Metazoa; Xenacoelomorpha; Acoela; Convolutidae. Bases 126 to 1919 code for a protein of 597 amino acids. The record is from RefSeq and is a predicted model, not a curated record. Gene Ontology annotation, cellular component: nucleus; ribonucleoprotein complex. Gene Ontology annotation, molecular function: mRNA binding.